GCCAUGACGUCACGCGGCCCUGGCCCCGCCUGCUCCGGGGGUCACGUGCCAGGGUCGGGUCGCCAUCUCGGCCAAUCAGCGGGGGCAAUUCCCCCGGAAGCGAAAUCGCGCCCUGCAGGCCGGCGGCGCCACGCGUUGCCACGGCAACGGCCGGCAGGAUGGCGUCCGAGGAGCGGGACUGGGGCAGACGGGCGGCCCGGCUGCGGGCCGAACUGGAGCGGGAGCGGCGGCUGGAUGAGGCGCUGCGGGCGGCAGAAGAGAACAGAAAGCAGAGAGCACUGCAGCUGGAGCGAGAGCAAAAGCUGGCGGCUGAGCUGGCGAGGCGGGACCUCGAGAAAAUGAAAGAUGAGAAGAUAAGGCAACAAGUCAGAGCAAACAGUCUUGAACUUCGAGAGUUAGAAAGAAAGCUGAAAUCUGCUUAUAUGAAUAAAGAACGAGCUGCACAGAUUGCUGAAAAAAAAGCUAUAUACGAUGAGAAAAUGAAAUGGGAGGAUGAAGUAGCCCAAGAGAUGAAGGAAGAGUACAACAGGUUUCUGAAAGAAGAAGUGUCUGCAGAACUGAGGCGAAACCAGGAGAAGAAAAUGUACCAUCAAGAACUGGACAAGCAGGUUGAGGAACAGGAGAAGAAGAAGCAAGAGGCUUAUGAAGAGUUUCUAAGAGAGAAACUCAUGAUUGAUGAAAUUGUAAAAAAGAUCUAUGAAGAAGACCAAAUGGAAAAACAACGGAAGUUAGAUAAAAUAAAAGAAACUCAGACAUAUAUUGAAGAGUUUAUAAAAGAACAAGCUAUCUGGAGGAAAAGGAAACAGGAAGAGAUGGAAGAAGAAAAUAGGAAAAUUAUGGAGUUUGCCAACAUGCAACAACAAAGAGAAGAUGAUUGGAUGGCUAAAGUUCGAGACACUGAGGAGAAAAAACAGAGAGUUCAAAACAUGGUUGCCAAGACUAUGGAAAGAGAAGAACAGAGGCGUAAAGAACAGGAACAAAUCCGCCAAGAUCUGUAUCUGGAAAAACAAGAAGAGAUUGAAAGGAAGAAGGAGAUGGCAGAAAUUGAAAAGAGAAUAAGGCAGCGCCUAGACUUAAGGCAAACAUAUGAAGAGCAAGUUGCUCUGAAGGCAGCAGCACAACAAGCUAUGAGAGAAGAGGAGGAAGCCCUCCGGCAGCAGAUUUUGGCCAAGUUUGCCGAGGACGAUCGCAUUGAGCAGCUGAACGCGCAGAAACAGAGAAUGAAACAGCUUGAACACAAAAUGGCCGUGGAGAAAAUUCUCGAGGACCGUCGCAAACAGCAUAUAGCAGAAAAAGAGCGUGAACUUGAAGAAAGAGAGUUAGAGAAGAGGAGACAAGCAAGUAUCCGUGCAAUUAUUGAAGAAGAGAGACAGAAACUCUUGAAAGAGCAUGCAUGGAAACUGCUGGGUUAUCUUCCUCGAGGAAUACUCAAAGACGAAAAUGACAUUAACAUGCUUGGAGAAGAUUUCAGGUUGGCGUACCAACAGAGAAGAGGUAAUGAACUUCCAGAAGAGAGCUGAACCUUCCCCCAGCUCAGCUCCUGCUUUUACCACUAGGUGUCAGCUGCUUCCCAGUGAAAACUUCUAUUUGCUGUUAACAGUGAGGAAUUCCUCUUUAGCAGCAUUAAAAGCCUUGCUUUUAAAACCGAAGUUCUAAACUGUGAUGAGCAGUUAGUUUUACAUAAGUGUGUGCUCCACUUGCAUUUUUCACAAAUAAACUGUUCUGGAGUUCUCAA
Messenger RNA from Corvus hawaiiensis (hawaiian crow), 1735 nucleotides. RefSeq names its product meiosis specific nuclear structural 1 (gene MNS1). The transcript is spliced from 10 exons. Bases 159 to 1520 code for a protein of 453 amino acids. Lineage: Eukaryota; Metazoa; Chordata; Aves; Passeriformes; Corvidae. Gene Ontology annotation, cellular component: motile cilium. Gene Ontology annotation, biological process: cilium organization. The record is from RefSeq and is a predicted model, not a curated record.